Messenger RNA from Podarcis raffonei (Aeolian wall lizard), 955 nucleotides. RefSeq names its product sperm associated antigen 7 (gene SPAG7). Gene Ontology annotation, molecular function: nucleic acid binding. The transcript has 7 exons. The record is from RefSeq and is a predicted model, not a curated record. NCBI's taxonomy places the organism in Eukaryota, Metazoa, Chordata, Lepidosauria, Squamata, Lacertidae.
CUGACGUCACCGCGCCGUCUCUGGUGGGCGGGGCUUCCCGGCGGGCGGCCAAGAUGGCGGAGCUGGACCUGCUGGGCUCCAUCCUGAGCUCCAUGGAGCCGCCGCCGGCGCUGGGCGACUGGGAGGCCAAGCGGGCCAAGGAGCAAACAGCACAGCUGAAGAAGCUUCAAGAGCAAGAGAAGAGGCAGAAAGUCGAGUUCAGGAAGCGGAUGGAGAAGGAGGUCUCCGAUUUCAUCCAAGAUAGCAGCCAGACCAAGAAGAAGUUCCGGCCCAUGAACAAGAUUGAGCGCAGUAUUCUGCACGACGUGGUAGAAGUCGCAGGCCUCACCUCCUUCUCCUUUGGUGACGAGGAGGAGUCCCGAUACGUCAUGAUUUUCAAGAAGGAAUUUGCUCCCUCGGACGAAGAGCUGGACGCCUACCGCCGGGGGGAGGAGUGGGACCCCCAGCAGGCCGAGGAGAAACGCCGGCUGAAGGAACUGGCUCAGCGGCAGGCGGAAGAGGAAGCCCUGAAAGGCCCCACUGUGGUCAAUCCCAACACCGACUACAAGGACAAGUACAGCCACCUGAUUGGGAAGGUGGCUGCCAAGGACGCCGCGCACACCAUGGAGGCCAACAAGGCCUACGGCUGCGUUCCCGUUGCCAACAAGAGAGACACACGCUCCAUCGAGGAGGCCAUGAACGAGAUCCGGGCCAAGAAGCAGCGCCUCCGCCAGACUGAGGACGAGGGCCCCGCUCCGCCCGCCAGCAGCUCGUAGGGAUUGGGGCCGCCGGCAGCAGCCGGGCUUGCUCCCCGCCGGGUGAUUUCAGGGACUUGCCUCCAGAGCUGCUGCUACUUCUGUGGAACCCACCUGGGGGCUCCCCAGAGCGGAUUAGGAGGGGGACCCCCACGAAACAUCCCUCCCCCUCCUCCCUAGGUGUACCCCAGCCCAUUUGAGUAGUUGACCCCUAGCCUUAG